This is a messenger RNA of Colletotrichum godetiae, 4902 nucleotides long. RefSeq names its product ABC-2 type transporter-domain-containing protein. Gene Ontology annotation, cellular component: membrane. The transcript has 2 exons. Gene Ontology annotation, molecular function: ATP binding; ATP hydrolysis activity; ABC-type transporter activity. Bases 1 to 4902 code for a protein of 1633 amino acids. The record is from RefSeq and is a predicted model, not a curated record. Lineage: Eukaryota; Fungi; Ascomycota; Sordariomycetes; Glomerellales; Glomerellaceae. Gene Ontology annotation, biological process: transmembrane transport.
AUGCCUGCCACACUCUCUACCGAUAACAAGGCAGAGAUAGAGGGGCCGAUAUUGCAACCUUCGCGUCCGUCUCGCCAUCGUGCCUCUCUUCUUAGCUUUCCCGGCGCCCCACCUCCCAGUGACGAUCGGCCCAGGUCCGUACACAUAUCUGCGGACGAAUACAAGGCCAUCACAGAUCUCGUCGAUCUAGCAAAGUCUUUCCUCGAGAAGCAACAACAAAAUGGCGACGUCUCGACAUCAUCAACUCAAAGCGACUCUGUUCUCGACGUCUCGAAGGCGCCGAAGCAGAAUGGACCCCUCGACCCCUUUGGCGACAACUUUGAUGCCCGGGAAUGGGCCAAAUCCUUUUAUCGCCUCCGCUCCGACAGCUGCGAGGUACGUAAGGCCGGCGUCGCUUUUCGCAAGUUAAACGUGUCGGGCUACGGGUCCGAUACUGCGUUCCAGACUACGGUGGGCAACGCGUGGUGGCUCAAGGCCGCGGGGGCCAUGCGUGGCCUACUACGUAUCAAGCGUCAACAGGUGCGCAUCCUGCAUGAUAUCGAGGGAGUCGUCAAUGACGGUGAGAUGCUUUGCGUUCUGGGUCCGCCAGGCAGUGGCUGCUCGACCUUUUUGCGUACGAUGGCAGGAGAUACGCAAGGCACGCAGGUGGGGGAGGAUUCUCAUCUCAACUACCGCGGCGUGAGUGCCGAUGAGAUGAAGCGUUACUUCAAGGGCGACGCCAUUUACACCGCUGAAGAGGACGUUCACUUCCCAGCACUCUCAGUAGCGGACACACUCUUCUUCGCAGCCCGCGCAAGAGCACCCAGGACCCGGCCCGCGGGGCUCUCGGCGGACGAGUAUGCGACGUGGGUGCGCGACGUCACCAUGGCCAUGCUGGGGAUCCAACACACGAUGCAGACACCCGUAGGCGGGACCGACGGCGACACAGUACGCGGUGUAUCUGGAGGCGAGCGCAAGCGUGUGAGCAUCGCCGAGGCGGCGCUGAGCUUCGCCCCGAUCCAGUGCUGGGACAACAGCACACGCGGACUCGACAGCGCCGCGACAGUCGAUCUUUGCAAGACUUUACGCGUCCAGAGUGAUAUCAUGGGCAUGGUGAGCGCGGUAGCCAUCUAUCAAGCUCCAGAAGAGGCCUACGAGCUGUUUGACAAAGUCCUGGUUCUCUACGAGGGGAGACAGAUCUACUUUGGAAAGACGACAGAAGCCAAGCGUUACUUCCAGCGGCUGGGAUUUGUUUGCCCCAAGAUUCAGACGACGCCUGACUUCCUGACGUCCAUGACUAGUCCGGCCGAGCGUGAGGGCAUCGUGAAGCCUGGGUACGAACAAAAGGUUCCACGUACCCCCGAUGAAUUCGCCGAGGCAUGGCGGACGAGUAGUCACCGCCGUCAAGUCGAAGAGGAACUGGACACAUACGACGCAUCCUUUUCUCUGAACAGCAGUGGCCCGCGAAGCUCGCGCACACACUUUGCCGAGUUCCUGGAGAGCAAGAAGAGCGAUCAGUCGUCUAUGCAGCGAUGGAAGUCUCCUUACACCCUCUCAUACCCACGCCAAGUUCUUCUAUGCCUGUGGCGCUCCCUAGCGCUGCUCAAGGCCUCGCCGCAGAUGACGGUGAUGAUGCUCGUCCUCAACCUCUUCCAGACGCUCAUCGUUGCCAGCGUCUUCUUCAGGCUGCCCGACACGGCUGAUUCCAUGAAGUCGCGCAGCACGUUGCUGUUCACGGCAGCGCUGGUCAACGCCUUUGGUUGCGUACUCGAGGUGCCGACCUUGUACGCCAAACGGUCCAUAGUCGAGAAGCAUGUCAGAUAUGCAUUAUAUCACGCUUCUGCCGAGGCCACCGCCGAUUUGGUCAUGAGUUUGCCUUACAAGCUGCUCAACGCCAUCACGGUCAACACACUGUUCUACUGGAUGUGCAAUAUGCGCAACGAAGCUGGGUCAUUUUUAUACUUCGUGCUGGUCCAGUUCGCCAUGACUCUGGCCGUGAGCUUACUCUUCCGGCUCGUUGCUUCCGUCACAAAGAGCCACACGGCGGCUAUGGCGCCAUCGACUAUUGUGCUGCUCACGCUGGCGCUGUACACGGGGUUCGCGGUCCCGCCCAUGUAUUACAAGCCGUACGCUUCUUGGAUCGCCACGCUCAGCCCCGUGUCGUAUGGGUUUGAGGCCCUCAUGAUUAACGAAUUCGGCAAUGGACGCAAGUUUCCUUGCAAAACCUUUCUUCCGGCUGGCCCAAGCUACGACAUGGAUGCUGCGAGCAUGAGUAUGAUGGCACGGACGCGCGUGUGUGCCUCGCAGGGAGGUACGCCGGGCGAGACAUUCAUCAACGGCAGCGCGUACAUCACUGGCGCGUUUCGAUAUGCGGACAGCCACCGAUGGCGAAAUGUCGGCAUCGUCUUUGCAUUCGCAGUGGCCUAUUUCGUGUUGCAUCUCAUUGCCACGGAGAUGGUGAGCAGCUCAAAGAGCAAAGGAGAGAUGCUUGUCUUCCCUAGAGGUAAAGUCCCGACGAGGCGGACUGGGGAGCCGACACGAGAUGUGGAAGACCAGAUCACAAAGGGGAAGACAGAAGCACCGGACCGUAGCGGCGGCCAUGAUGGUGAUGAUGAGGGUGAAUUAACCAUCGACCGUCAGACGGCUAUCUUCCAUUGGAGCAACGUCUGUUACGAAGUCAAGAUCAAGAAGAAGGAAACGAAGCGCAUUUUAGACGGUGUAGACGGGUGGUGCAAACCGGGAACGCUCACUGCCCUCAUGGGCGUCUCGGGCGCCGGCAAGACCACCCUUCUCGACGCCCUCGCCUCGCGCCUGUCAGUUGGUGUGGUGACGGGCGAGAUGCUUGUUGAUGGGUCCCCCCGAGAUGCCUCCUUUCAACAAAAGACAGGUUACGUCAAGCAGCAGGACCAGCACCUCCUCACGUCGACGGUGCGCGAGGCUCUGACUUUCAGUGCCGUUCUCCGCCAGCCGGCCCGAUUUUCCCACAAGCAGAAGAUUGCAUACGUUGACAAGGUGAUUGAAAUUCUGGGUAUGGAAGAAUACGCUGAUGCCGUUGUCGGCGUCCCCGGGGAGGGUCUCAAUGUUGAGCAGCGUAAGAAGCUUACGAUCGGUGUUGAGCUCGCUGCUCGUCCUGCACUUCUUUUGUUCUUGGAUGAGCCUACCUCGGGCUUGGAUUCUCAGACAAGCUUGUCGAUUUGUACUUUGCUCGAGACACUGAGGCAAAAUGGGCAAGCCAUCUUGUGUACAAUCCAUCAGCCGUCAGCGAUUCUCUUUGAGCGGUUCGACAGACUUCUCCUUCUUGCUCGAGGGGGAAGAACCGUCUACUUCGGGCAGAUUGGGCGCAAUGCCAAGGUUUUGGUGGACUAUUUCGUCCGCAAUGGCGGACCGCGACCCAAAAAGGGCAAAAAUCCAGCCGAGUACAUCCUCGAACAAGUCAAAGCCAGCGGGAGCGGGAAAAGCGAUGUGGACUGGCCCGAAGUAUGGCGACAAAGCACCGAGUAUGAAGAGGUCAAGGCUCAUUUGGCCAAACUCAAAGAAACAAAACACCAAGAUGCAACGCAGCAGCAGCAGCUACAAGAUGAUCCCCCCUUCGCCGCUCCCACAAUCACCCAGUUUUUCGAGGUGACCAGGCGUUUGUCCAGACAUUACUGGCGCACUCCGAGUUACAUUUACGCAAAGAUUCUCUUGACUUUUGGCUCGGCUCUCUUCAUCGGCCUCUCCCUGCUCAACCUACCAAACACGCAGGUGGGCAUUACGAUCCAGACCAUCGCCAUCUUCAUGUUCCUCACAACGCACCUCAACCUGAUGCAACAGAUAGUCCCCAUAUUCGUGUCUCAGCGCACACUCUACGAGGGUCGUGAGCAGCCUUCACGUACAUACUCAUGGGCCGCCUUUAUGGGCGCGCAAAUGAUCGUCGAGAUGGCCUACAACGCGCUCAUGGCCCCGCCGGCGUUUGUGGCGUGGUACUACCUCGUCGGGUUACAGCGUAAUGCAGCAGAGACAAACGACACCGCCGCACGCGGUGGGCUAGCUGUGCUGUUUAUGCUCGUCUUCUUUUUGCAAGCAAGUACUUUUGCGCACAUGAUCGGGGCCGCUUUUGACCUCGCCGACCAGGCCGCCGGCAUCGGAAAUCUCUUGUUUGUCAUGAUGUUCAUUUUCAACGGCAUCCUUGGGACGCCUCCUAAGUUCUGGGUUUGGGUGUACCGUGUUAACCCCUUCACCUAUCUCGUCGAGGGAUUAUUGGGCACAGGGCUCGCGAAUGCCAAGAUCCACUGCGCCGAGAAUGAGUUUUUACUCGUGAAUCCGCCUCUUGGACAGACGUGUGGCGAGUACUUGCAGCCCUUCAUCGCCAUGGCAGGCGGAUAUCUCGAUGAUCCGUCUGUCCUGGACAACUGCAAGUAUUGCACAACGAACAAUACGAAUCAGGUCUUAGCAGGGGUGCAUGUUGAAUUUAGCAAUCGCUGGCGCGACUUGGGUAUUUUGUUUGCGUACAUCUUCUUCAACGCUAUCGCUGCUUUUGGGAUAUACUAUAUCCGCGUGCCUAAGCCCAAGAAAGAUAAAGCCAAAGCAUCACCAUCACCACCACCACCAUCAUCAUCACACCAAGAUGGCAGCAAUUCAGAACCUCCGCCCAAGUUCCCGCUGGAAGAGUCAGAGAAACAAGCGGACAGGUCUCUGCAGAUCACGCGGGCCGGCAAGGUUUUUGGCUCAAUUCGCUCGUCUAUUCAUGGAGGCAUACAGGGGCUUGGAGGCAGUGGAAAGAGAUACUGGGAUGAUGACAUGGAGAACGCCGACGACGCUCAAAUAAUUGGCAAGGAAGCAGAGUUGGGAUAUUUGAGUGAGGGCGAAGAGGGGAACCAGGAGGUCGAUAUUCGUGAUUUCACUAUGCAAAGGUCACCUGUGACUCCUCAAUAUUGGAUUUAA